CAUGUGUGUAACCAUAAGUGUUUGUCAGUCCUUUCAGUAGAAUUUUCAAGACUGGCUUAUUAAAUAAGUAGCAAUGUCAUGAAAUGUAGAGGUUACCUGAUGUCAGUGUGUGAACUAGUUCUUUUCAAGAGCCUUGCAGCAGUUGUAAAGUUGCCUUAUCACAAUUCUGUAAUUAUGCCUUCUUUGGAUUCUUCUAGAUAUAAUUUCAUAUCUUGAAUACAUGUAUACAUUUUUAUUUCCUAAUAAAUCCCCCAGAAUUGACCCCGCCUUUUUUUUGCCAUCUCCACAUAGCAUUUGGUUUUAUGAUGUUCUACCUCUAGUAGUGGAUUAUGAGAGGGAGUAGAUAAAAGGCUUCAGGUGAUACCUAUUGAAGUAACAGAAAGCCAGCUCCCAAGAUGAAGGACUGAAUACCACACCCAGAGCAUCAAGCUUGUUGCAGCUGUCUCUUUGAUCAUAGAAAACAUAGUAUCUUGUCUCAGUGGAUUAGUAGAGCCACCAUUCUAACGCGAUUGCUGCUCUUGGUUUCAGAUUGAUGUGUGAAGAAAGGAAAGCUGCUAGAACUAUGAGGAGAGAAAAGGUGUGGAUAGGCUUGUCAAUUUUUCCUUUGGAGCUCAUUCUAAAAAUAGCUGUACAGAAUACUACAUGGAGCUCAACUAUAAAGAAAAUAACAUAUUUUAUUAAUGCUUCAUGCACUGAAGUAAUCUAAACACUGAUACUAUUAAUGAUAAAUGUUUGAUCAUUUGAUGAAGGACUAUAGCACAUAACACUAUAAUGCUCCAUGUUCAUUCAGGGUCUUACCACUCCUUGAUUUUACUCGACUCUUAACAUGUCUGCUCUGCACUGUAUUUAUGCUGAAAUUAUUCUUUCCUUGAACAAAUUUAAAUCAAAGAGGUGACAUUCUCAAGUCUACUUCAAAUUAUUCCUAUAUAUAAUGUUUUGCAGCAACUGGAAACGGUAGUUCAAGAUGUUUGAGUAUCAUCCAGAAAGCGACAGACCAGAAGGAAGAUUCUGUGGCUCAUCAGUCUUUUGACAGAGGAUUCACUGACAGUGGUUCUCUUAGAUCAAGACCUUCUGUUUAGGUUGUGAGAAUGCAAGAGUGUUGGUCUCCCUUCCCUUUCUGAGUCUGCAGAUUCCUACUUCCCUGCUGUAGGAACUUUUUAGUUUGCAGAGAAGCUGAAACACUGUUGUGUACCACUGAGCAGGACAAGUCAGGAAUGAGCAAGCCUUGGGAAGGAGGACCUGCCAUCCUAGCUGGAGACAUCUGAAGAGAGAACAUUUCAGUCUUGUGGCAUGCUUCAGUAGAAAUUAUUCAGAAAAAGAUGGCUGGCUGUGGUGAAAUAGAUCAUUCGAUCAACAUGCUUCCCACAAAUAGGAAGACAAACGAGUCAUGUAGCAGUGCAGCACCUUCCCUGCAAGUCCCUGAAUGUGCUAUCUGUCUGCAAACGUGUGUCCAUCCAGUAAGUCUGCCCUGUAAACAUGUUUUCUGCUAUCUGUGUGUUAAGGGAGCUUCUUGGCUUGGGAAACGAUGUGCACUCUGCCGGCAGGAGAUUCCUGAGGAUUUUCUUGACAAGCCAACCUUACUGUCACCCGAAGAACUCAAAGCAGCAAGCAGAGGCAAUGGAGAAUAUGCUUGGUACUAUGAAGGUAGAAAUGGCUGGUGGCAGUAUGAUGAACGUACCAGCAGAGAGCUGGAAGAUGCCUUUUCCAAGGGUAAAAAGAGCACUGAAAUGCUAAUUGCUGGUUUUUUAUACGUAGCAGACCUUGAAAAUAUGGUUCAGUAUAGGAGAAAUGAGCAUGGACGUCGCAGAAAAAUAAAACGGGACAUAAUAGAUAUACCAAAGAAGGGAGUGGCUGGGCUGAGGCUGGACUGUGACACCAACACUGUCAACCUGGCACGAGAAAGCUCUGCUGAUGGUGCAGACAGCACACUGACUCCAGGGGCUGCAGCUGUGCAGCCUCUAGCAUCCAUUUCUGUGAGGCCCCUACCAGCACUAGAUGGUCAGCUCGUGAGCCCUUCAACGCCAUCACCUGAUGCAAGCAAUUCUCUAGAGAACUCUUUUGCCCACUUGCAAAUAAAUGGAGACAGUAUGGCUGAAAGGAGUCACAGGGUAGAGGGAGAAGAAGACCACGAAUCUUCAUCUUCUGGUAGGGUGCCAGCCCCUGACACCUCUGUUGAGGAGACCGAAUCGGAUGCCAGCAGUGACAGCGAGGAUGUGUCUGCCCACCUUCAGCAACACCCGUCCCCUGGUCAGCAGAGACACUUGAAUGCUGGUGCAAGCCAGGCAGGAGCAGAUAGACCAGGGACAGGGGGUGGGGUGGCAAACACAAGUGUAAGGUCUAGAAGGCCAGAUGGACAGUGCACAGUCACUGAAGUUUAAAUCUAGAGCCAUGCGAAAAAAAACCAUUCAGUUGUAAUUUUCUGUAAAUUUUCUGUCCAAAUUGGCAUUGCACUCAAACCUAGCAGCGUAUUUGGUGGGAGGGUGGGGUGAGGGGGAGAAAACAGAUUUGGCCUGUUUUAACUUAAGUCUCUUAACAUGUCUCAGCUGGAAGACUUUCUAACUCGAGGAAGCUGGGUUGUCUUGUUAAUGGUUUGAAAGCUGUUUAACAAUGCCCAGUUUUCUUGAAAAUGUCUUGUGUUUAUUUUGUAGCAUUUUCCCCUUGAAGAUAUUCUACCCCUUUUUGGCCAAUGUAUAUCUACUGUACAACUUGAAUUGUCUUCAUUAUCUGACUGUUGCAUUGUCUUACUACUUUCUGCAUGGAUUGAUGUACGAAAAGAACACUAAAGCUGUGUGAAAUCAGUCAAGGUGUUGGGUGUGAGCAGGACGCUUAAUUUAAUGUGAGAAAAUAGAUGUGAGUUUGGAGUUAAAAUGUGUUUUUACUAGGCAAGAGCAAUCAUUUACCUUCUUUGAAUGGAAAUGUAAAAAUGCGGUUAACUUGUGUUGCAAAUCCUUACCUUUACACUCUCCAUGGCUUUUUCACUGGCUUUGCCAUCUAGUCCUUGUAGUUUUGUUUUUUGAGAUCUUUCUUGAUCUGUCUUGUUUUUGUUACAGAAUUUAUAAUUUAAUAAAACUACAUUUUAUCAGUAACAAUCUCA
Molecule: messenger RNA, 3094 nt
Organism: Pseudopodoces humilis (Tibetan ground-tit)
Lineage: Eukaryota; Metazoa; Chordata; Aves; Passeriformes; Paridae
Source: RefSeq, a predicted model, not a curated record